Anopheles stephensi (Asian malaria mosquito) is the source of this 881-nucleotide messenger RNA. RefSeq lists its product as uncharacterized. The record is from RefSeq and is a predicted model, not a curated record. The transcript is spliced from 3 exons. The coding region runs from base 58 to 711 and encodes 217 amino acids. Lineage: Eukaryota; Metazoa; Arthropoda; Insecta; Diptera; Culicidae.
AGCAUCAGUCCUCAACGGUGUGCCUGUUUGGGAAGCUCAAGUUCUACACCAACAACGAUGGUUGCCUUGUCGGUUCUGCUUGUCGUGUGCGCUGUGGCAAGCUCGAAAGCCUAUACCAUAAUCGGUAAGGAUGCUGUUUCGAAUGUCAACAUACAACCUUUCGAAGACAAGUUUGCAUACGGCUUUCAAGUGAGCAGAGUAAACGAUCAGUUCCAGCACAAGUACAAGAGUCCGGAAAAUGUGACCUUCGGAUGCUACGGCUAUACCCAACCACCGCCAGUUGGUGGUGAGCUUCGAAUCUACUACGUGGCCGAUCAGUUCGGCUACCGUACCGUCAACGUUGGCCAAACAAUCGUCAUCUUUCCGCAGCCUGGAAAGAAAGCGGUCGAGAAACAAUGGCACGAUCUUCCAUUCCCAGCUGCUUGCGGCGGAACAGUCGUCGACGGUAUCCCGGACGAAUCCAAAACAGAUUACGUGACUUUGAUCCCUCCCACGAAACCGGUUACCCCUAAAAACGAUAAUGAAUGCUGGCGUCCAACCGUUAGCACGGGAGGACCGUCAUUCAUCAAAAGCAUACAGUGCGAUGCAUGCGAGAAGUCUAAUGGUGGAAUGGUCACACUAUUCUAUCCGUUCCGUGUUGCAUGCAGUGAGAUGGAAAAGUUUGAGCAGCUCGUGGCACAACUAGCUGCCAAAUUUGACAAAGCAUUGUAAAGCGCAUUGCUAGGUUAGGGACAAUUGUACAUGAAGUGCAACCUCUGCAACAUUGGUGUUGUGGCUGGAUGAAGCUUAUAGAUUAGAAAUCAGUGGAGAUUUUGCCCCUUUGCUUCUUGCAAGAUUCAAUCAUUACCGUCUAAUAGUUAUAUCGCUUACCUUUUAUUACA